Messenger RNA from Anopheles bellator, 2277 nucleotides. RefSeq lists its product as uncharacterized. NCBI's taxonomy places the organism in Eukaryota, Metazoa, Arthropoda, Insecta, Diptera, Culicidae. The record is from RefSeq and is a predicted model, not a curated record. Gene Ontology annotation, molecular function: protein binding. The transcript has 9 exons. Bases 1 to 2277 code for a protein of 758 amino acids.
AUGAGUGCCCAUGGCUGCCUGCGGCUCCUGUUCCUGUUCGGUGCCAACGUAUUGGCAGGUAUUCUGCUGACGUCAGCGACCGAAACCGGACACGGCCCCGAGGGCGACGGCGGCGGCGCGGAAGAGCUCCACAGCAGCAGCAAGCUGCCGCCGGCGUUUGUAUCGCUUCCGACGGUCGCCACACCGGCCUACCGAGAAGCUUCCGGUGGUUUCGGUUUGGGCCCACCGGCCCACCACCCGGCAUCCCGGGCGGAAGUGGCCGACGUGAACGCGUUCGUGGCGGCCGACAUCAUUAACCUCGACCGGGACGGGGCCGUUAGCUUUAUCCCGCGCCGCGACAUACGCUACCAGCGGGCAGUGCCGCCGGAGUACGCAGGGGCGUCCGCCCUGCCGCACUGCGAAACGUUCACGAUGGGCGAUCCCGACUCCAAAACGCUCUACAACCCGGGGUGGCCCGGCAACUACCCGAACAACAGUGACUGCGUCGUGGUGCUGGAGGCACCGAUCGGGUUCCUGGUCCGGCUGGACUUUCGGGACCACUUCUACGUCGAACCGUCCGAGGAGUGCAAGUACGACUUUCUGGAGAUUCGCGACGGAGCGCACGGAUUCUCGACGCUCAUCGGCAAGUACUGUGGCCAAACGUACCCACCGAUGAUCACCUCCAGGGAGCGGUUCCUGUGGCUCCACUUCCACUCGGACGAAAACAUCGAGUACAACGGGUUCGUCGUGGUGUACGAUUACGUCCCACGGCCGACGUCAUCCAUCUACGAUGACGAAAGCUGCCGCAUGGAAGUGUCCGGCAUGGAGGGUUUCGUCAAUCGGUCCGAUGUGCCACGCGAAAAGCAGCUAACCGUGAUCGAGCACGGCCUCUCGCUCGACUGCAUGUGGGUUGUCACGGUGGCCGAUGGCUGGAAGAUUCAAUUGUCGUUCCUGAAGUUUAAGCUCGAGCGACCGAACGAUUGCGAAAGCAACUUCGUCGACGUGUUCACCGAGCGCACGGAUCUACCCUCGAGACUGAAAAACUUUUGCGGUUCCAUUGCGGAUUCGGUCGUUUCGCGCUCGAACGUAGUUCACAUCCGGUUCUUCGCCGAAGCGGCCGCCGUCAACUCCACGUUCUCCAUUCUGUUCACCGCGUUCCGCGAGAAGGCGGCCGGCGAGACUUGCGAAGACACCGAGUACGACUGCGAGGAUGCGACGUGCAUCUCGGGCGACUUGCGCUGCAACGGCCGCAUCAACUGUCGGUUUCGCUGGGACGAGGAUGAGUGUCAGAAAGCGGCCGCUGCCCAGUCGGAGCACGUCAUCAUCAUCGUGAUCGUGUUCGGGCUGAUCCUGGGCGGGAUGAUACUGCUGUUCCUAUUCAACUGCAGCCGGAAGAUCAUCCGCGAUCACAAAAUCAUUCGCGAGCACAUACGGCAGUCGCGCGAAAGCAAACUGAACGAACUCGGCCGCCAUUCGACGAAGAAGCUGGUCGACCUGGACAUCACCAAGCUGCCACCGCCCGCCUUCGACAAGGAACCGAUCAACAUCCUCGAGACUAGCCUCAACGGGAGUGGGGGCGGCGGUGGCGGAGUGGGAGCUGGUAACACGAACGUCUCCGGCGGUUACUACCGCGAGAUGAGUGGCGGAGGUAGCGCCGGAAGUGGAGGACCCAUGUUUAGCAGUAGGAUAGACAUCAAGGCUGAGCCGCAGGAUAUCCUGCGAGGUGGCAGCUACCUCGAGGACCCCCUGUCGCGGUCCGGGACACUGGGCCGUGACGGUAGCGGCGGGAUGUGUGAUAUGGCCUGUCAGACAAGGGAGUCACUCUUUCAGCCAGUUUUUAAGAAUAAAGUUAACCAAGCGCCCAACCAGCUACCGAACAGCAUACGAUUUUCCACCUUCGGGUACGAGAGUCAGCAGCAGCAGCAGCAGCCACCGCAGGAGCAUCAGCCUCAGCAGCUUCCGGCGGUCACACCUCCGCCGCCGCGGGUGAAACACCAUCAUCACCAUCACCACCACCAUCACGGCGGUGGAACGCUCGAGGGCAAAAGCAUCAAGCUGAACCGGCUCGAGCUGGAGGACCACUCGCCGGGCGUCCACGAGCCCGGGUUCGACGACCGUCACGACGAGGAUCACCAUCAGCUGCACGGGGGUCACUCGCAUUCCCACACGCAUACGCACGGUGGCCACGGCCACCAGCAUCCGCACGGGCAGAAAAUCGUGCUCGAAUCGGUGAGGCCAAUGGGGGCCGACAUCCGGAAGUCUGCCCCGGACGUCAUCAUCAUGACCUCGUCCCAUUGA